GCAGUUUGGGUCGAGUAAGAGAUUUUGUAGAAUAAAUGAAAUUUUAUUGCACCAUAACAAAUAAUUGUUAAUCGUUUAACUUUAAUUAAGUUUUACAAUUUUUAUGGUACAUUUCUUUUUGCCACUUACAAUUAAGGCACUUAGCAAAUUAGUUUCCUAAUAGAUAGUGAGCGCCGGUGAAAUUGUGAUCAUGGCGAAUCCGUCAUCAGGCGUUGUUGUUCCACGUAAUUUUCGACUUCUAGAAGAACUUGAGCAAGGUCAGAAGGGAGUGGGCGAUGGGACUAUAUCUUGGGGUCUCGAGAGUGAUGAUGACAUGACCCUGACUCACUGGACUGGCAUGAUAAUUGGCCCACCUAGGACUCCUUAUGAAAACAGGAUGUAUUCACUCAAGAUUGAAUGCGGUACUCGGUACCCCGAUGAACCACCUACUGCUCGAUUUAUGUCUAGAAUCAAUAUGAAUUGUGUGAACAGCCAAACUGGACUUGUGGACAACAGACAGGUGCCGAUCCUCGCGCGGUGGCAGCGCGACUACACGAUCAAGACGGUGCUGCAGGAGCUGCGGCGCCUCAUGACCCUCAAGGAGAACAUGAAGCUGUCGCAGCCGCCUGAGGGCAGCAACUUCUAGUUCCACAUUCUGUCUCAACAACCCAAUCUACUCUAAAAUUUAACAUUUUUUAAUAGUAUAACCGUUCCAAGUAAAUGAUAUCUCGAUCAUAAUAUCAGCAUGUCUUUUUAAUGUAUGUGAUUGUUUUUGUAAUCUUAACUUUGCAUUUAUGUAAAUGUAUUCUCUUCUAUCUUAUGAAAGUAGAUUGGGUGAUUUAAUAUAUAAGGAUCACUUUUAAUGGCUCCUACCUACCCACUUAGAGGGUAUACACCCUUUUAUUUAUCAAAUUACCUAAAUUAUUGUGGCCUUUAUAAAAGUCAAACUUGCUUUCUUGUAAUUAAGGCUAGUUUUACCAGCGUUCUAAUUUCACUCGAAAACCAAAUUGUAAUCAGUAAUUAUAAACAAUUCAAAUGUGUAAACAAUCCAAUGAUGAACUCGGUUAAGAACAUAUUGAAUUUGUUUAUGGUUAUGAGUAUAUUAAAUAUCUAUGGAUGCCCGAUACUAAAAAUUUAAGGGUUAUAGUUAUUUGUAUUGAAAUAAUCUUUUACUGAAUAACGACAUAAAAACCUUGUCAUUUACCAAGUUAACAUGAACAAGAGUUGCAUAUUUUAGGAAAUUUUUAUUUCUUAGGCACAUAAGAUAAAGUAAUACUGAUUCUUUGAAAGCUUUGCAUACGAUUUCAGUGUUCCUCUAUUCCGCGUCGCUCUGCCUCUCGGCUUGCAAGGAUCUCUCAUUCCUUACAUAAACAUAACCUUUGCGUCAAUUUAUUGUUACAAACCAAAUGCUAAGUCAGAUUGUUUCAUAGCAUAUUUUUACCAAUGUAUAAGUAACAAAGGUAAAUAAAUCUGAUUAUACCGUCUUA
Molecule: messenger RNA, 1466 nt
Organism: Papilio polytes (common Mormon)
Lineage: Eukaryota; Metazoa; Arthropoda; Insecta; Lepidoptera; Papilionidae
Gene: Uev1A
Product: ubiquitin-conjugating enzyme E2 variant 2
Exons: 4
Coding region: 191-625 (144 amino acids)
Biological process (GO): protein K63-linked ubiquitination; DNA damage tolerance
Cellular component (GO): nucleus
Source: RefSeq, a predicted model, not a curated record